AUGUCUAUCCUGCAAAAAAUAUACAGUAAUUAUAAAAAUGAAGAGAACAAAGAAAGUUGUCUGAAUGAUGACAUGUAUUCUUAUAAAUUAGAAAAUAAUUAUAUAAAAAGUAAGGAUAAUUCUAUUAAUAAUUAUAAUCCUAAAAAUACGUCCAAAAGAUUAUACGAUGAUCGAGUUGAAACGUUUGAUACUCUAGAAAAUGUAGAUCAUUUUGAAGAAGAGCAAGAAGAAAAUUCAACAGAAAAAUGGUUGAUUGAAUGUUCACCAAAUUAUUAUAUAUUUGAAAAUUCAAAUAUAGAAAAGGAAAAAGAAGAUAUAAAUAUAAUAAAUAACGCAUGUAUCAAUAAUUCAGAAAAAAACAAUGAACACAUUUAUCAUGAUGAACAUCAAGAGAUUUAUAUAUCCAAAUUAUUUAUAACUUUAUUGUAUAAAAAGUAUUUUUCAAAAAAACAAAAAUGUUAUUCUCCCCUAUUAAAGAUUAAAAAAAAAAAAAAAAAAAAAAGAAUUUAUGACCACCUUUAUAAAAAUGAAUAUAAAAACUCUUUACAUCUUUUUUAUCAUUCAAAUGAUAUACUUAAUAAAAUAAAUGAAGAGCAUGAAAACGUGACAGGUGAUUUUUGUCAUGAUAAUAUAAAAGAAGAGUAUAAUUUAAUAAAUCAUCACAAUAAUAUAAGAUAUAAAAAUAAUAAGGAUUAUAUUAAAAAGAAUGAAAAGAAAAUAGAAAUUUGUAAUACCCUGGAGGAAAAUAAAAGAAAAGAAAUGUACAAAAAUAAAAUUAAUCAUGAGAAGGAUAAUAAGAAUGAUGAAAAGAAUAAUGAAAUGUAUCAUAAGAGUAACAAUAAUUAUCUUUUCAUUUUCCCUAGACUUUUUUCAUAUUCCCAAUAUUAUAGGGAAAAAAAAAUUCUUAGAAAAAUCUACAAAUAUAUAAAAAUAUAUAAAAAUAAGAAAAACAUUAAAUUGUUAAAAGAAAGAAAUUGUAAUUUAAUUACGCUUUCGCAAUUUAUGAAAGAAAGGAAGAAACAAAAAAAAAACAGAAAAUUAUACAAUAAUAAAAUACAUAAUAAAAUACAUAAUAAAAUACAUAAUAAAACACAUAAUAAAAUACAUAAUAAAAUACAUAAUAAUAAUAAUACAAUAUAUGAAAAAUACACAAAUCAAAAUAACUAUAACAGUACAGAUGAAAAACAAAAUUGUUCUAAUGUAAAUAUAUUAGAUGAUAAUAUAAUUUCUGUUGAACGGAAUGAUGAUAAUACAAAUUAUUUAGAAAAUUGCAUGCUUCAAAAUUUAUCUAUGGAAAAUUAUGACCUGGAUUUUCAAUAUAUAAAGUCAAUAUUAAACAGUUGUAAUAUCAUAUUAAAUAAUACGAACAAUAUAUAUACAUUAAAAGAAGAUAAUAAAAUUGAUAACAAAGAUGUUAAUAUAUAUGUGAAACAAAUAAGCAAUUCAUCCAAAAAAAUUAAAUAUAACAAAAUUAUAGACCAUAUAAAAAAUAAUAAUAUAUAUAAUGAUAUUAAUGAUAAAAUAAAUAAUGAUAUUAAUGUUUAUAAAAAUAAUCAUAUUAAUGAUAAUAUAAAUAAUGAUACUAAUAAUGAUAUAAAUAUUUAUAUUAAUAAUAAUAAUUAUAUAAAUAAUAAUUUUAUUACACAUAAAAGAGGUAGACGCUUUAGCGUAAAAAUCAAGAGAGAUAAAAAUAAUCCCAGACAACAUGUAUAUAUUAUUUAUAGAAAGGUUCAUUUAAAAAAAAAACUCCUAAAUAUAAUAAAUAAAAUAUAUAAAAUAAAGAAUUACAAUAAAGUUAUUCAUACAAAUACAUAUACAUUAAAUAAAAAUGCCCCUAUCAAACCAUAUAAACUUUAUUCACAAAGUAAUAGUAAAUUCAUUACAUAUAUGAAUAAAAUUUAUAAUAAUAAAAAAAGAAGAAAAGAAAAAAUUGAUCACAUUUUACAACACACAAACACAACAGAUACACAUAUAAAAAACGUUACAAAUAAUAAUUUAAAAUAUAUGAAUAUGGAAGAUAUAAAUGAAAGUGAUGUGAUAAGUAUCAACAAAAAGAAUAACAUAGAUAAUAAUUUAUUUGUUAAACAAAAUCAAAAUGAUUUAGUUUCAUACAAGGGAAAUCAAAAGGAAUGUAAGAGAAGUGAAGUAAGCAAUUUUGAAAUAAAGCAAAGUAUAGAAUAUAUAAAUAAUGAUAAUAUUAAAGAUAUAAAUAUUAAAUAUAAUAAUAAUAUAAAUAGUAGUAAUGAUCAUAAUAAAGUGAAUCCACUAAAAUUUUUUUUAAAUAAAAAAAAAAUUGUUGAUGUUAUAAAAAUAAGAAAGAAAAAAGAUCAAGUACCCUUGGUAUGCUUUUAUGAUAAGAAUAAUAUAAGAAUUGGAAAGUUUUAUAUAGAAGAGAAUAUAUUACAAGAAUAUUGUAAAUUAUUUGAAAAAUAUUUAAAUAAAAAGGAUAAAGUAUACACUGUUAUCAUUAAGAAGGAUCAUAUUAUAAAAAAAUAUAUAAAUGAAAGUAAAGAUAUGAUAAUGAAUAAAGAAAAUAUGACUGAGUUUAUUGAUUCAUGUUUUACAUUAGAUAAAUUCUUUUGUCUAUUUUCUCUUCUAAAAAUUAAAAAUAAAAUACACAUAUUUUUAAAAGAUAUUAAAAAUAUCAUAUUAGAAAUAAAGAAACUUAUUAAUCAUAUAAAUAAAAAAUUAGAACAAUUUGAAUAUAUAAUUUAUCGGAUAGAAUAUAAAUUAUCUAAUAUGAUAAAUAAUAAUAAUAAUAGUAAAAAUAAUGAUUUAGAAAAUAAUAUAGUUAUAAAAACAUUAAUGAAUAUUUUUUUAAUAAUUACCAAUAUAUAUCGUGAUAUUUGUAAAAAUAUAAAUGAUCAAAGUUAUAACAUUUCUUCAAAUAUAAAAUGUAAUGAAGCGAUUAUCAAAAGUUAUCUUGUUUUUGUUAAAAGGUUCUGUAAAUAUAUUAUAAAGAGUGUUAUAAAUAUAGAAUAUUAUUACAAAAAAAUUAAAAACAUAAAUAUAAAUAAAAUGAAAGAUAUAAAUAAAAUGAAAGAUAUAAAUAAAAUGAAAGAUAUAAAUAAAACGAAAAAUAUAAAUAAAAUGAAAAAUAUAAAUAAAAUGAAAGAUAUAAAUAAAAUGAAAGAUGAUAAUAAAAAGAAAGAUAAUAAUACUAUUAUUAUUAAAAAUAAUCAUAAUGAUAAAAUUUAUGUUCACACAUUUUCACAUCAUAAUCAAAUAUGUUUCUUUUCUCAUAUACAUUCUAGACUUAUUGACCAUUUAAAAAUACGUCAUAACAAAAUAUUAAUUUUUAAAAAAAUACUAGAAGUUUAUUUAAUUGAAAUUACAAAUUUUGCCAAAUAUCAAAAGGAAUAUAAUAAGAACAAAAUAAAUUUGUUCAUAAAUUCUGCAUGUCCAUAUGAAUUAUUAUUAUUCUCAUCAUUAAUAAAAUGUAAUAUUUUAUGUAAUAUAAGUAUAAGAAAUAUAUGUAAUAGUUUACAUAACCAAACAUUUCAGCAAAAACAAUCUAUAUAUAAUAUAUUCCUAAGUAAUAAAAUUAAAAAUAAAAUAUUAACAUGUAUUAAAAAGAGUGUUGUACCAACAAAUGAUAUAAUUGUUAAAUCUCCAAAAAUAAUUUUAAAUAAUUUACAUAUAAAUAAAAAUUGUCAUAUGAAUAAAUUAAAAACGCAUCAAGAAGUAACUAAUUGGAAUUUUUUUAAUAUGGAACAAAUAAAUAAUAAAGAUAAAAAAAAAAAAUUAUCAUAUAAUAAUCUAUAUAAUUAUUCUAAUAUAUUACAUAAACUAAAUUAUAACAAUAUAAAACAGAUUAAAAAAAAAAAAAAAAAAAAUUUAUGUAAACUAAAAAAUAUUAAAAAUAUAUUUAUGGCUAAAAAAAAUUCAUGUCUUUUAUCUAAUAACAUAACAAAUAAUAAUACAUAUAUUUUUUCGAAACUAAAUAAUAAAGUUUUAAUAAAUUAUAAACAUACAUUAGACACUUUAAAAAAUAUAAGAAAAACAAUUCAAAUCAAUAGUAAUCACAAUGAAUAUAAUAUUCAAAAUGAGAUGAACAACUUAACAAAUCAACCAACUAACCAUAAAGAAAAACAAAUACAAAGGGGUGAGAAGGAAACUAAUAAUGAUUAUAAAAAAAGCAAUCACAAAAUUAAUUGUAUUUUUAUGACACAUAAGAAUAAAAAAUAUAUAGUCAAGAAAAAAAUAGAGGCCUUACAAAAUCAAAUAAAAUCAUAUGAAUUCAAAGAUAAAAAAAUAUAUAAAAGUAAUAAAUUGAAUAAAGGGAAUCAUAAUAUAUGCGACCAAAACAAAAUAGAGCACACCAAUAAAUGUUAUAAUAAUAAUAUUAAUGAUGAUACUUAUAAAAAUUAUAAUAAUGAUGAUACUUAUAAAAAUUAUAAUAAUGAUGAUAAUGGAAAUCAUGAAAGUCUAAAAUGUACAGAAAAUAAAACGAACAAUGAAAAAUCUCAUUCCAUUAAGGAUAACAAAAUAAUUCAAGAAAAUAUUAAAAAAAUUAAAGAUUUUGAAAAGAAAUAUAAAAGCAUACAAGAUAAUAAAAAUAAAACAAAAUACAUAAAACAACAACGAGAAUUUAAAUUAAAAAUCAAUACUCGAAAUAAAAAUAUCAAAUUGUUACAAACUAAAAAAUUUAAAAAUGUACACAUUAAAAAUUAUAAAAAAAUUAAUAAAAAGAAUUUUAUAUCUAUAAUUCAUGCAGACAAAAAAGGAAAUAAUACAAGAAUUAAAUUUAAAAUAAAUAAUGAAAAUUUCAAUCAUCCUAAAAUUAUUGAAGAAAAAAAAAAAAUUACUUAUAUUAAAAAUAAAAAAUGUGGUACUCAAUUAGUAAAUACAUAUAAAUUAUUACAACAUAAUAACACAUGUAAUAAUCAAAAGAUAGAAGAAGAAAAUGAAAUUAUAUAUAAUAAUCAAAAAAAUAUAUUAACGUGUAAAUAUUCUAAUACUUUCUCAACCAAAAAUAAACAAAAUAAUAAUUAUCAUAAAAAUCAUUUAAUUAAUCUCUUAACUCAAACAAAUAAAAAUAAACUAUUAUCAUCAAAUAGUUGUGUUAAAUAUAAAUUAUCUGACUUUUCAAAUAAAUAUAAAAACAAUAUUUUUAAUGAAGAAAAAUGUUCGGUACUUUCAAAGAAAGAAAAUAUACAUACACAUCAUAAUCAUCAAACAAAUGAUAUAACAAAUAAGAUAUCCAAAAAUAAAUAUUAUAAUAAUAACACUUCUGAAAAUUAUAAUAAUAUACUAGAGUAUUAUAACAAACACAAGCAUAUAUCUCACAACGAUAAUUACAUAUAUAAUCAACAUGAAGAUAAUAUAUUAUACAACUCUUCAAAUAGUAUGGAAAGUAUAAAUAAUAAAAAAGGAACAAGGAUAAAAAACGUCAAGUUUCAAAAUCAAUAUUUUUUUUUUUAA
Plasmodium reichenowi is the source of this 5424-nucleotide messenger RNA. RefSeq lists its product as hypothetical. The record is from RefSeq and is a predicted model, not a curated record. Bases 1 to 5424 code for a protein of 1807 amino acids. Lineage: Eukaryota; Apicomplexa; Aconoidasida; Haemosporida; Plasmodiidae. The transcript has a single exon.